AUGACUACAAACAUAUCUUGGUCCCUAUUAAAGGAUACUUUUGGUAAUACCGAGUACACCUACAGCCUUUUAAUCUACGAUGCACUGUUGACUGCUCUGGUGGACAAGGCGCUAUUCUUGAUAGUUGCAAGCAUAGGUUUAGUCGCAGUACUCAAAACCUCUAAAAAGCAUACUCAAGAGUCUGAUAUUUCAAAAGCUUCUUGGUGGUCCAACAUUCUUUCACAACUCUGUUAUGGACAAAAGGCGCAUCAGUCUCUGCCUUCACACCGUUCUAGGCGUUUGGUCGGGCGGCGGUGGAGCUUAAAACCCCAUUCACGUCAGCUGGUCACCACGUUUGACUAUAUUUUGGCAAUCUUUAAGCUUGCUCCAUUCAGUCGUAUCCAUCGUAGUAAAAACACAACUGCUUCCUUGGAAUCUUAUCUCCCAGACCAGAUACAAAAGUCGGCUCCUAUUGACGAUAUUAAUAUGGAACAAAAAGUAUGUUCCAAAGUAUCUUCUCGGCUACAUACUCUGCUCAAUAUGAUACCAUCUAUUUGUUUGCAUUCAUAUGCAGAUUGUUUGAAUAUCAUCACAUUGGCGUUUAGUCGAAUAUUCAAAUUUACACACCGUAGAUUAUUCCAAAGACGCCAAAGUAAUACGAGACGCAAAUCCAAUUCAAUGAUUCGUCGUAUCUCGUCUUCUGGCUCCAUACGCACCACUAUAACCUCGUCGGUGCCUGCCAAAAUGGUCAAAUCAUCACACAACACAACCAUCACAGAUCAGAAAUCACUCUAUUCUGAAAAAUUAUACAAGAAUGAAUCUGUACCAGACUCAUCUCAUUCAUUACCCAUCUCUAAUCAGUUAUGUGUUACCCAACAGCAGGAUAUUCGUCCAACUUUUACACAUAUCCAUCCGCUUGUACGCUUCAUUUACAUUGUUGACACGAUUGCAGAAUUUGGUUUGCUAGGUGUAUCAGCGUGUCUUGUAGGGGUGUUUUUGAUGGCGAGUUUUUUAUUGAUUGCGUGGUGAGAUUGUGGUCGAACCACAAGGGCAAAAGCCCGGCUGAAAUGGCUGAACAAGAACAGUUAUAUCAACAAGCACGCCAAUAUGAACUUUUAUGGAGAGAGCAAAGAAUUUUAGCCAGUUUGAAUGCUCAGCGCACCGAAUUGGAAAAACUAGUGGAUUUAGUUGAGCUGGAUAAAUUAGCAGAUCUAAUCAGGUUGGAAACAUUAACGAAGCGAAAAAAACCAAUCAGUUUUCAAAACAUGCUCAGAAACUAUGCUGGUAUGAUCAACUGUGAAAUUUAAAAGUACUUUGCUAUUUGAUUCUUUAAACCGCCUCUCAUUGCUGUUGUGCACUUUUUCUCUCUGGCAUUUCUUUAUUCAACUCAUGUCUAUGAUUCGCCCAUGUUGUUAUAACAAACUGUAGUUAUUUCAAAGUCUGAUCGACACUCGCGCUAGUUCUAUUUCAAGUUAUUUGCAAAACAAAAAUCGAUUCAUUUGAUGCAAAAAUAAGUGCCAAAUCCAAAUUUAAAAAUAAACUUGGUUUGAUUUUG
Molecule: messenger RNA, 1534 nt
Organism: Batrachochytrium dendrobatidis JAM81
Lineage: Eukaryota; Fungi; Chytridiomycota; Chytridiomycetes; Rhizophydiales
Exons: 3
Coding region: 1-1008 (335 amino acids)
Source: RefSeq, a predicted model, not a curated record